UAACUUAGUGACCGAUAGCUUGUUCACAUUGAAAACGACUGUUGUCGAAAAAUAAAUUCACGAGGAGAAAAAAAAGGAAAAUAAUAACGUACGUAAUAGCAUAAUAUGACAAACUAUUGAAACUCAAAUGGCUAAACCUUUUCAAAAGUAUGACGACAACCAUGGAAAUGGAAGACUAUUGUGAUGACAUUGAACUUAUAAACUUUUACAAAUGGUUGGAUAGAAUACCGUUCUCCAGACCUAAAAGAAAUUUUGGAAAAGAUUUUUCAGAUGGAGUACUGUGUUGUGAGAUCAUCAAGCACUAUUUCCCACGAUGGAUUGAACUUCAUAACUACACUCCCGCUGCAGCCACGAAUCAGAAGAUGGAAAACUGGUAUCUUCUUAACAGACGGGUUCUCAAGACGAAGCUGAAUAUGGAUCUCUCGGAUGACGUUAUAAGAUCGCUGGCCAAUGGGAAAGUGAAGGUCAUCGAACGAGUUCUCAUGAUGGUCAGGCUACAGCUGGACAAGGCUCUGGAGAAGGCGUCAACGACGUUCCACCGACAUUCACAUCCUAACGCAAGUUCUGAUGUUAUGUAUCUUUCAGGACCUCCACAUGUGACUCAAAGCAUCAAUGGAUCUGUUUAUGAGAAACGUAAUCCCAGAACGUUUCACUCACCUAGAGGAUUUCAAUCGCCCCGAUCUCUGCCAAACUCACAUCCGGGAAAACCCCUAUAUUCCAGUAGGGAUUAUUAUGCACCAAUUGUUGACAAUGUUCCAAAAGCACUUGUGGAUGAAAAAGUUCAGGAGUGUUUAGCAAAAGAAGAGACAAUACAGAUUUUGCACACGAAACUUAAGCGAUUAGAACAUCUAUUGCAUUUAAAAGACAUGAGAAUAGAAGAUUUAGAAAGCAGAGCACGCCAAAAGCAAGAUUCACAGUUGCAUGAACUGACUGUUCGACGUUCACACCCAUAACAACUGACUGUUCGACGUUCACACCCAUAACAACUGAUUGUGUUGUAACACUUGUUGAAUGCUACACGUAUUAACAAUGAUUCUAUGAUGAGCCCUUUGCUAUGAGUGUACUAAUAAUACAGGGAAAGCUAUUGGUGCACAAAGACUGUAUUGUGUUCUUUUCUUUUGAUAACCGUCUUCCUGUGAAGAGUUUUUUUGUGUUAUAUCGCAUAAUCACAUUGUAUGGUUUUGUUCAGGGCAAGGUGCUUGGGUUGGUCAUAGGAUUUCCUAUAUUAGUGUUUCCUUUAAUCCACAUGUCAAAUGAUAUCACAUAAUUAAUUAAUUAAAGUGUGUUAUUUUGUUACGAGGCUUUAAUCUAAUAUUGAAAGUAAAUGUAACUUUUUAAUAAUACUUUUAUAAUGCAUUUAUAUACUGCAUUAUUCUGAUGCUUUUGAAUGUUUGACAUACUGCAUUAUUCUGAUGCUUGAAUGUUUGACAUACCUGUUGAAUGCAGUAGAUGCAGAAACAGAUUGGUGAAUCAUUAAAGUUGUUUUUAGACAGAAAUCCAACAACUGCUCAGUUGUUUAUGAGAUCAACGUUUAUUUACCAAUUUUACUCUUCUGUAAAAUAAGACUAGGUGUUGUUGAACUCGUUAGAUAGAGUGCACAAGACUUUCACCAUUUCUAAAAAAAUAAUCCCACUUGUUCAUCGAACUUCUAUUUUGAAACUUUGUGCAUGCACUCUUUAUAAACCAAAUUCUUUUAUGGCUAUUAAAUCUAGUUUAACUUAUGAUUUUAAGCCAGUUAUCCGUUUAUUUUAAACAUUCAUUUAAAAUUACUCCAAAUAUAGUCCCUGAUGAAGAUUUGUUAACCUAUUGCGAUGGUUUUUAAGAAGAUUUAUCUCCUCCUUUUACUAUCUUCAGACAUUUGGUAUUUUCAUGCACUUUUCUGACACACUUUCAUUAAACAGCAGUUAUAGACUGUUCAACAAACAUGGAUUGUAUUACUUGGUUUACUGGUCUCACCCUUUUGAUUAGCAUUUUGAAAUGCAGGAGGUGAUGGUAACAUAUUUUAUUUUAUAAAUUAGUGAUACUCUUUUGUUAUAAAACAUAGUUAUGAUUUAUUGUCUUAAUUCAAUAAAGUUGCCAUAAUUGAAUAUACAUAAUUUAUGUACAGUAAAAGAAAUCUUCAGAGCACCAGCCCUUAGUGUUCUUUUAAUGGGGCUGUUGGGCUGAGAAAAAUUGAGAAACACUAAUCUAGAAAAGGAAAGAAGGAAUUCUCAUCACAUGACAUUAUUACCAGUUGGCAGCUAGGACUCUGUUAUAUGUAUCUUCUCAUAAACAGGAUAGCACAUUCCUACUGGCUUUGAUAUGUCAGUCAUGGAACAUUGGUUGUGACAAGAAAACAGCCGAAUAGGAAAUUGACUAUGAUCCACUGCAUCUUGGCAAGCACUCAAACCCAUGCCACACCAAAAUCAGUUUCCCAAAUGUGCAUUGAUGUACACUUUGAAUUGUAAAUGGAUUCCAUGACACUGUCUUCUGACACACUGGCCGCAAACACAUCGAAUUAAAUGAAAGAACAUCAAGUAUGGUUAUGAUGUAACAGGUGGGUUCUUUCAUAUGAUGUCAUGCCUUGGUCUGUAUUGUUGCAUCAUAACUUCAACCUGGUUAUCAAACUGAACCACAUUCUGUCAUUGAUCGUUGACACACCAACACAAUACAACUGAACAGAACUGGAAAUUAAUUCCAAAUUUCACAUAUGUAUGUCGAAUGGGUAUGAAGCAAAUUGAAGUGUGCUUCAUAACUGGCUGGAUGUUACCUAUAGUUUGUCCCAUUUUUGUUAAUAAUUUCAGUUUGGUUUGACUUAAAAAGAAAAGUAAAAGUAUUUUGGAAAUUAAAAAAAAUACAAUUUUUGUAUGCAAUUUAGAAAACAGUCCGCUCAGAAAUAAAUAACUUAUAGUAGAUUCCAUAGUAAGAAAAAAAGGUGUUCCCUGUGGAAGGACUAUAGAUCGAAAACUUCUAUCGUUCUCUAUAUAGACAUUUAUAUUCAAGAAGUUACCAUACUCAAUACAUAUCAAUUUACAUAGAAGUGCAUAAGGUGUUUGGUGUGUCAGUGGUGUAAAUCUAGUGUUAUAACAUGUUUGUUUUUUUAACAUUUGACCUGAUCCAGGCUAGUUAUUAAAUAGCUAGUGUGACACAUUUGUGAAACAAAUUGCAUGCGUUUUAUAUUUUUCAGGUUUUACAGGCAAAAAUUAGACACUUGGAGCAAUUAAUAUAUAUGAGGGAUUUAAAACUUGAAGACUUGGAAGAAAGAGCAUCAGAAUUACCGUAUCCAAAAAUGCCUUUCAUAUCUAUGCAAAGGCAUAGAAGCAAAAA
Messenger RNA from Gigantopelta aegis, 3306 nucleotides. Its product is annotated as sperm flagellar protein 1-like. Gene Ontology annotation, molecular function: microtubule binding. Gene Ontology annotation, biological process: regulation of cytoskeleton organization. Gene Ontology annotation, cellular component: axoneme. Bases 150 to 953 code for a protein of 267 amino acids. The transcript is spliced from 6 exons. Lineage: Eukaryota; Metazoa; Mollusca; Gastropoda; Neomphalida; Peltospiridae. The record is from RefSeq and is a predicted model, not a curated record.